This is a messenger RNA of Cryptotermes secundus, 1697 nucleotides long. RefSeq names its product polyubiquitin. The transcript has 4 exons. Gene Ontology annotation, cellular component: cytoplasm; nucleus. The record is from RefSeq and is a predicted model, not a curated record. Gene Ontology annotation, molecular function: protein tag activity; ubiquitin protein ligase binding. Gene Ontology annotation, biological process: modification-dependent protein catabolic process; protein ubiquitination. Bases 113 to 1489 code for a protein of 458 amino acids. NCBI's taxonomy places the organism in Eukaryota, Metazoa, Arthropoda, Insecta, Blattodea, Kalotermitidae.
UCUUCCCCAACUAUAGAAAGGGUGUUUGGGACCUGCUUUGUAACAGUUGGAAGUGUUAUUUCGUUGAGAAACUGAAUUGGAAGAAGAAGAAGUUGUGUUACAUAGAUCCAUCAUGCAGAUUUUUGUGAAAACACUGACAGGGAAGACCAUUACUCUCGAAGUGGAAGCUUCAGACACAAUUGAAAAUGUAAAAGCAAAGAUCCAGGAUAAAGAGGGUAUUCCUCCAGACCAACAGAGACUGAUUUUUGCAGGAAAGCAGUUGGAAGAUGGCAGGACUCUGUCUGAUUACAACAUUCAGAAAGAAUCAACACUUCAUCUUGUGCUGAGACUGAGGGGAGGAAUGCAGAUCUUUGUCAAAACACUGACAGGGAAAACCAUUACCCUGGAAGUGGAGGCAUCUGAUACUAUUGAGAAUGUAAAGGCUAAGAUCCAAGAUAAGGAAGGCAUCCCACCAGAUCAGCAGCGAUUGAUCUUUGCUGGCAAGCAGCUGGAAGAUGGCCGAACGCUGUCCGACUACAACAUUCAGAAGGAAUCCACUCUUCAUCUUGUUCUCAGGCUCAGAGGAGGAAUGCAGAUCUUUGUCAAAACACUGACAGGGAAAACCAUUACCCUAGAAGUGGAGGCAUCAGACACUAUUGAGAAUGUAAAGGCAAAAAUCCAGGACAAAGAAGGAAUUCCUCCAGACCAGCAGCGUUUGAUUUUUGCUGGCAAGCAGCUGGAAGAUGGCCGAACGCUGUCCGACUACAACAUUCAGAAGGAAUCCACUCUUCAUCUUGUUCUCAGGCUCAGAGGAGGAAUGCAGAUCUUUGUCAAAACACUGACAGGGAAAACCAUUACCCUAGAAGUGGAGGCGUCUGAUACUAUUGAGAAUGUAAAGGCUAAAAUCCAAGAUAAGGAAGGCAUCCCACCAGAUCAGCAGCGAUUGAUCUUUGCUGGCAAGCAGCUGGAAGAUGGCCGAACGCUGUCCGACUACAACAUUCAGAAGGAAUCCACUCUUCAUCUUGUUCUCAGGCUCAGAGGAGGAAUGCAGAUCUUUGUCAAAACACUGACAGGGAAAACCAUUACCCUCGAAGUGGAGGCAUCAGACACAAUUGAAAAUGUGAAGGCAAAAAUCCAGGACAAAGAAGGCAUUCCACCAGAUCAACAGAGACUGAUCUUUGCUGGCAAGCAGCUGGAAGAUGGACGAACUUUGUCAGACUACAAUAUCCAGAAAGAAUCUACUCUUCAUCUAGUUCUGAGGCUUCGAGGAGGCAUGCAGAUAUUUGUAAAGACACCGACUUGCAAAACCAUUGCUCUUGAAGUGGAAGCUUCAGACACAAUAGAGAAUGUGAAGGCAAAAAUUGAAGACAAAGAAGGAAUUCCUCCAGACCAGCAGAGGUUGAUAUUUGCUGGCAAGCAGCUGGAGGAUGGACGUACAUUAUCAGAUUACAACAUCCAGAAAGAGUCAACACUCCACCUUGUAUUUCGUCUUCGUGGGGGACAGCUGUAGAGUUCUUCAGUCCUCUCAGUUCCUGUAUUUCAGUUUUUGUGAAUGAGAAGCAUUUGUUUUCACAUUGGUUUCAAUUUUUCCUUUAAGGUUUAUUUCCAAAAAUACUUAAAUAUGACAUGUAAUUUUAAAAGGUGUUUUAGUAAUUUUUCUACUGAUGUAGUGGGUAAUUGAAAUAAAGGACAUUGCAUUAUAGUUAAUUGCACUCUGA